Molecule: messenger RNA, 544 nt
Organism: Pyricularia oryzae 70-15
Lineage: Eukaryota; Fungi; Ascomycota; Sordariomycetes; Magnaporthales; Pyriculariaceae
Exons: 1
Coding region: 180-443 (87 amino acids)
Source: RefSeq, a predicted model, not a curated record
AAGCGCCGCUGGCGUAGCGAUAAUUACUCACAUCUUACGAUUUCCGGCUUCCUUUUUUUUUCAUUUCUCGGAAAUUAUUGUCAUUCGGUGUAUAUUCACCACUUGGAAACCAAAUAUAUGCGUUAAAAGGAGCAACUCCCACCAAGAAAAAAAAAAACAUUACAAAUAUCAAGAACAAAAUGCAAUUCAAAUCCCUCUUCGCCUUCGCGGCCCUUACUCUCAUCCCCGCUGUGUCCGCGCUUGGCUGCGAGGUAUUGAUCAGCAAGAAAUCCGGAGGAGAUGGUCCCGUUAAAUCAAGCUGCAUCCCCAAAUCCGGCUCAAAAGUCAUCGUCAUCAAUGGCAAGACCGUCACCGUCUCGGCCGAUGGUUCCUGCAAAUUUUCGAGCAAGGACCUUGACCCAAGUCUCGCAAUGAAAUUUGAGGGGGAUUGCAUAGGCAUUUGAUGCCAAGUGGAUGGUGGACUAUAGUUAUUUGCGGCCCCCAUUUUAUCUGUCUUGCAAGGGUAGUUUUGAGGCUCGGCCAGAGAGAGAGAGAGAGAGAGAGA